UGAGGGAAAGCCUGUCGAGCUAGUUUGUCCCUCUUCGCUCUCCGUAAGGAAACUUGAGCCGAGAGGGUCGUAGAUAUGGCGGUCGUUAGGAUGGGAAAACUGACAGCUACUCCUGUAGGUCUGAUAUAUGCAUUCAUAAAUGUCCGUGCAAUCAAAGAGGAGGAAUCACCAAAGCAUUUAGUGAGACCAGAGCAGCUCCCCAUAUAUGCUGCACCACCUCUCCGAUCCAAAUACAUUGACGAGCAGCCUGGUCAUUUACAAAUGGGCUUUGCAUCCAUUCGUAAGAGAGUUGGUCGUUAUGUUGGCUGGUGCAAGGGUGUUUAUGUCUUCGUGAAAAAUGGGAUAACAGAUACAGUGCAAUUUGGAAAAGAUGCAUAUGUAUAUGUGAAGAAUCCUCCUCGAGAUUUUCUUCCGAAAAUUGGAGUGAUUACAGCUUCAGGAUUGGCAGGCGUGAUUUCAGCAAGAAAAGGUUCUAGGUUUAAGAAAAUUGCUUAUCCACUGGGACUGACCACUUUAGGAGCAACUGUUUGCUAUCCAGUUCAGUCAGUAAUAAUUGCAAAGGUAACUGUAAAAAAGGCAUAUGCUACAAGCCAGCAAAUUUUUGAAUCAGUUAAAUCAUGGUGGACAAAAAGCAACAAAAAAGACUCACUGCCAGAACCUAAAGAAAAACCUAAGCUAGAAAGCUCUGCUGAAAUAGAAGUACCUGGAAAAGCAACUCGUGUCCUGACACAUUCAGUGCCUUUGUCAACAGAACUCAACAGUUCUGAAACAAAAACCAAAUCAGAAUUCCCCUCAGGUGCUACACAGUUUUUGCCUGACCCCAAGCUCAUGGAUCAUGGGCAGUCCCAUCCAGAAGAUGUAGAUAUGUACAGCACUAGAAGCUGAAAUAAACGGCAAAGAGAACUACAACAUGUGUGACGUUGCAAUUAAUGUUGAAAAAUCAUGAAAUGGGUAACUGAUGCAUAGAGCAUACCUUAAAUCAAGUUAUUCCCUGACGUCUUCAAAUGCACAGUUUGAUUAGUCACAUCAGUGAUUAAAACACAACCUGUGAAUGAAAUCCAAAUAUUAAAUGAUUGAUGAGGAGACACAAAUAUUGGGCUGCAAUUUGUUGACUUUAGAAGAUGUUUAUUGAAACAAACAAUGCAGAUAUGAGCACCAGUGAGACUAAAAUCUGAGAUGUGAAUGCAUUUAUAUACAUAUUUAUAUGUACACACAUGUAUAUCUGCUCUAACUUUGCUAAAUUCAUGUCAGUUAAAUUAGAGUGGUGUGUGGAAAGAUGUGUCCACCUGUUUUGUUUUUAUUUCCCAGCACUGGAAUAAAAUAACAAUAUUUUGUGGCACAUGG
This is a messenger RNA of Lepus europaeus (European hare), 1344 nucleotides long. RefSeq names its product apolipoprotein O like (gene APOOL). Bases 76 to 885 code for a protein of 269 amino acids. Gene Ontology annotation, biological process: cristae formation. The record is from RefSeq and is a predicted model, not a curated record. NCBI's taxonomy places the organism in Eukaryota, Metazoa, Chordata, Mammalia, Lagomorpha, Leporidae. The transcript is spliced from 9 exons. Gene Ontology annotation, cellular component: MICOS complex.